Closterium sp. Naga37s-1 is the source of this 3306-nucleotide messenger RNA. Lineage: Eukaryota; Viridiplantae; Streptophyta; Zygnematophyceae; Desmidiales; Closteriaceae. The record is from the annotation of a GenBank genome assembly.
CGUGUGCACCUGAUCAUGGAGCUGUGCGAAGGCGGCGAACUCUUUGAGCGAAUAAGCAAGCGAAAGCAUUACCCUGAAAACGAGGCGGCGGAGGUUUGUCGCACGCUCGUGUCAGUCGUCGCACACUGCCAGGCGCACGGACUCAUGCAUCGCGAUCUCAAGCCCGAAAACAUUCUGCUCGUCAGCCAAUCGUCGCACACGCGAGUCAAAGUCGUGGAUUACGGCCUCGCGGUUUUCGUCAAACCUGGUGCCAAACUAACCACCAUGGCGGGCAGCGCGUAUUACAUAGCGCCAGAAGUUUUAAAUAACUGCUACGGGCUGGAAGCAGACAUGUGGAGCGUGGGGGUGAUCCUCUACAUCCUGCUGUGCGGCCUGCCACCCUUCUGGGCGGAGAAGGAGGAGGGCAUCUUCGCGGCCAUCAAGACGGGCAAGAUCGACGUGUUCACGGGCGUGUGGGAGGGCGUGUCUCAGGACGCCAAAGAUCUCGUUAUAAAGCUUCUCACGAGGGAUCCUUCGAAGAGAAUCACGCCAGAAAAGGCACUGGGGGGGGGAGAGGGGAAGGGAGGUGGGGAGGUGGGGGUGAUUCUCUACAUCCUGCUGUGCGACCUGCCGCCCUUCUGGGCGGAGAAGGAGGAGGGCAUCUUCGCGGCCAUCAAGACGGGCAAGAUCGACGUGUUCACGGGCGUGUGGGAGGGCGUGUGGGAGGGCGUGUGGGAAGGCGUUUCUCAGGACGCGAAAGACCUCGUCAUUAAGCUUCUCACCAGAGAUCCUUCGAAGCGGAUCACGCCUGAGAAGGCAUUGGUGGAAUGGGAGGGGAGUGAUUGCCUAUGUGCCACCAGAGAUCAAGCAACUCGCUUCCAGCCUUCCUCCUCUUACUCUCAGAAUCCAACUUUCCGUUUCCCCCUCUCCCCCCCUCCAGCCCACCGCUGGUUGAAGCAGCACGCGGGGGCAACUCGCUUCCCCUCCUCCGCCUCCCUCUCCGGAAUUCAUUCUUCCCACCGCUGGUUGAAGCAGCACGCGGGGGCAACUCGCUUCCCCUCGUCCGCCUCCCUCUCCGGAAUUCAUUCUUGUGGGCUGACAAAAAACUCUUCCAUCCCCCCUUUUCCCUUCUUUCCCUCCCCCUCCCACCCACCCCUCCUCCCCCUCCUUCCCUCAACCCCACUCUCCAGCCCACCGCUGGUUGAAGCAGCACGAGGGGGCAACCCGCUUCCCCUCCUCCGCCUCCCUCUCCGGAAUCCAACCUUCCCCUUACCCCCUUUUCCCCUCCUUCCCCUCCCCCCUCCAGCCCACCGCUGGUUGAAGCAGCACGCGGGGGCAACUCGCUUCCCCUCCUCCGCCUCCCUCUCCGGAAUCCCCCCCAAGCCCGCCACUGCUGACGUCAUGGGCGCGUUCAGGCGCGACAGCAGCGUCAGCAGCAGCACAGGGGGGGGCGCGCGCCCCAGCUCUAGCAGCGGGGCGGGCGCAGGGGGAGGGGGAGGCGGAGGGGGGGCGCACCACCAUCACCACGCAGGGGGGGGCGGGGUGGGGGGACUGGCGGGGGUUUUAGCAGGGGGAGACUCGUCCCUACUCUCCAAAGCGAUUCUCUCUCUGAAGAAAGUCGGCAGUGGCAGCGGGGGCGGGGGCGGGGGCGGGGGCGGGGGCGGGGGCGGGGGCGGGGGCGGAGGAGGGGGGGGAGGAGGAGGCGGGGAGGGGGCACAUAGUGAUCUGCUAGUUCUCCUAGAAGCUCUGAAGAAAAAAGUGGGGGACGGGGGGGUGGCAGGAGCAGCAGGGGGAGGGGGAGCGGGACUCCCCCCCCCUAUAGUGCCUCGUUCCCGAAGCGUAGGGAUGAGUCGUAGUGGGUCGUUAUCCGGAGCUGACUCCGAUGCUGAUGCUGCUCCUGGGAAAGACAGACGGUCCGCGUCUGCCCGGCACGGGUCUGGACUGACCGGGGCAGACGACGAAACUUCCGAAGCUGCCCUGCAGGCGUUUCUCGCGGCUGCCCGGGAGGUGCUGAGGAAAGAUGGUGGGGAGGGAGGUGGGGGGGGAGCGGGGGGAGAGGAACGAUUGGCAAAGCUUUUAGCUAAGCUUGAAGCAACGGGAGGGGGGGGCGGAGGAGGGAGGGAGGACCGGCCUGGGUUACCUAGGGGCGGCAGCACGGGCGGUGGGGCGGCAGGCCGGCCGAAGCUGCCGCCCUCUCGGAGCACAAGAGACGCGUCAGAUCACGAGGGGGAAGACGACGGGCGGCGGGUCAGAAAAGAAGUCAAGCUUCCGUCGUCUGCUUCUGUGUCUGCUGCCGAUGCCGGGUCGAAACUUUUACGGCACCGGGAUGGUAAAGAGAAGGAGGGAGAUGAGGUGAGGAAGAAAGGGGAGGAGGAGGAGCCGGUUCGGCCGAGGCGAACGUUGCGGCGCGGGCUUUCGUCUGCUAGUGUUUCGUUCGACCCAGAGGUCGAUGCUGGGGAGAAAGGAGGAGGAGACGCGGGGGAGAAGGAAAGGGAGCGAGUCGGGAGGGAGGAAAGGGAGCGAGUCGGGAGGGAGAGCAGGGAGGGCAGGGAGAGUCGCAGCGGAAGCAGCGCCAAGGGAAGAGACCUCGAGCGAUCUCCCUCACCUCCUCCCGCUUCCUCUGCUGCUCCUGGUGCCGCCAGCGACGAAUCACACGACGAGAAGGAAGGUGCUGGUGAGGAUGGUGGUGCGGGAGCAAAGGGGGGAGCAGGGGGCCCGAGGGGCAUGUCUCGGGUGUCUGAUAAGGCCAAGAGCGCUAAGGAGCGGCUGGAGGGGAACAGCCUGUUUCGACACAAGUCCAGCAACGUUUCGGCUCUUGUUCCGGUCCGGGACGGCAGGGACGGGCGAGAUGGGAGAGAUGGGAGGGAUGUGAGAGAUGGGAGAGAGGGGAGAGAUGGGUCGGCUAGAGGUGGUGGGGGAGCGAGGCCUGUUUCUCCUCUCUUGGAGGAAUCUUCUCGCUCCCGUCCGUCCAAUCGGGGAGGAUUAGGAGCUCCGGCGUCCCCCACAGCCAGUGUGAGCAGCCGAGCGGGCGGCGGCGGCCGGCGUGUUUCGGCUACUAAUGGCCUGGUCCGGCGGAAAUCGGCAGAUGUGGGGAAGUUGCUGGAGGAUUUGGGCGGCGACGGGGGAAAGGAUGUGGGGCGGGACGGGGCGGAGAGCACGAGCAGCGGCGGGCGGAAAUCAGCUGCUUCUGGCGGCUCGUCUGCUUCUCGGAGGCGGCCGAGUCGAGAUUUUGACGACUUGGCACGGACGGGCGGGGUUGUCUUUUCUGUGUCGGCGGGCGGCGGACUGACCAACGAUGUGAGUGCUUAUAAAUCUUUCACGCCCUGA